Molecule: messenger RNA, 927 nt
Organism: Fraxinus pennsylvanica
Lineage: Eukaryota; Viridiplantae; Streptophyta; Magnoliopsida; Lamiales; Oleaceae
Source: the annotation of a GenBank genome assembly
AUGACAGAGACUCGGUUUGCUAUGUUUAAUUGCCACUGGACUCUCCGAAUCAAAUCUCUGUAUUCUUGUUUGAUUAAAGUGCAAAUAAGCUCAUUGCUGGAUGCACUAUCUAUGUUCAAUGAUGAGGAACCAAUUCCCUUCAAGAAGAUGCACCAAUUUUCCGCAGUCGACGGGUUUCUGCAGAUAGCUGAAGAAUCGGCAGAUAUGAUAAAAUUUGUGGCUAAUGAACCCUCUGUUGGGCUUUAUUACGUUCAACAGCACACCCAGAAUGCAGUUCCCAACCUUGUUAAUCUCCAGAACAAAGUUGUUGAAAAAUCCCAUGAGGUAACUUUGCAUACAGAAGAUUUAGAGGAUUCUAUUUCCAUGGUUACGUCGAUGAAAGAAUAUGGCUUCCCAAUUGCUGAUGAGAUGAGUCAAGAGAUCAAAAAAUCUCUUGCGAUCAUGUCAAAAAGACAGCCAAAGAGAGGGUUGUUAAAUAGCUCGGGUUUUCGUAUUGAUAGAACCAGCUCUUGGUCUCCGACCACCUGGGGUCGUAAUGCAGUUCAUUCAAAUAUGGAGGACGAGAGGACGGGUGGUUAUCUGUCAAGUGUUUUUCGAUCUGCGAAACAAAGAGCUGGAAAUUUCAAAUGGACUCAAGUCGAGUUUAAAGAAUCAAGCCUUCCCCAGGGUGAGAAGCUCUCGUCCUGUGUUCAUCCCACACUUGGAAAGGUGGUCGAUGGCUCAUCCUCAUCAAUGCCGGAGGCUGAGGCCGAAUAUUUGCCGUUGUCAAGUGAAGUUGAUGAGCUCGAAGAAGAAUCUCGACUAGAUAAAAGUUCAUCCCAUCAAGAAUUGAUCUCAUUAUCAGAGACAUAUCGUGAGUUCAAGGCAGAUAAAGAAGCAAAACUCGAAGAGUGGUUGGGAGAUACGUGCAACAAGGAUCGUCAUUGA